This is a messenger RNA of Maniola jurtina (meadow brown), 1905 nucleotides long. RefSeq names its product venom carboxylesterase-6-like. The record is from RefSeq and is a predicted model, not a curated record. The transcript has 10 exons. NCBI's taxonomy places the organism in Eukaryota, Metazoa, Arthropoda, Insecta, Lepidoptera, Nymphalidae. Bases 67 to 1746 code for a protein of 559 amino acids.
ACCAACGUAGUCGUUAUUCAAUCUGGCGCCAGGGAGUGGCGCACGCGCACAGAUUUUCAUUUCAAGAUGGCGUUCUUAAAACUAUUUUCAUUAUUUCUGUUAGUUGCCAUAGUGGGAAGUCAAAGUGCAACCCAAGGUCCCAAAGUACGGGUCGCCAACGGUAUUUUACAAGGAGCUUGGAGAGUUUCAACAAAUGGCAGAAGUUUUGCAAGCUUUUUGGGGGUACCAUACGCACGGCCGCCGAUCGGAAAAUAUAGAUUCCGAGAGCCGCAAGCUGCAAAGCCCUGGCCAGGAGAAUGGGACGCCACAAGAGUUCUCUCUCCCUGUCUUCAGUACGAUCCCACCGGAAAUGAAAUAAUAGGCAGCGAAGACUGUCUUUUCGUAAACAUCCACACGCCGAAACCAAGAGCCGAUGCCCUGUUACCUGUGGUAAUCUUCAUCCACGGUGGAGCCUUCAUGUAUGGAGCUGGAGGACUGUAUGAUAGUGUCCAUAUGAUGGACCGAGAUGUAGUCUUUGUCACAGUAAACUAUCGUUUGGGACCGCUAGGUUUCCUGAGCACAGGGGACGAUCAUAUACCAGGCAACGCUGGUCUAAAGGAUCAGUCCUUCGCCUUGAAGUGGGUUCGCGAUAACAUCAUUAUGUUUGGCGGAAACCCUGACAGUAUCACACUCACCGGCUGUUCUGCUGGUGGUGCUAGUGUGCACUAUCACUAUCUGUCACCACUUUCAAGAGAUACAUUCCACCGAGGAAUUGCGUUCAGCGGUUCAGCGUUUUCAUCGUGGACACAUUCCAUUAAGCCCGUGGAAAAGGCCAAAGCUCUUGCCGUAAUUGUUGGUUGCUCCACCGCUAAUACUCGAGAUAUGGCCGAGUGCCUGAAGACAAGACCUGGAGAAGUUCUGGUCAACGCUCAACUUCAGAUGUUUGACUGGACGGUCAACUGGUUCACCAUAUUCACGCCAACAGUGGAGGCACCAGGAACGAAGAAUCCGUUCCUCACUCAGUACCCUUACAUCGCAAGUCAAGCUGGCGCCAUGCUGCCAGUACCGCUCAUCACCUCUGUGACUUCUGAAGAGGGAUUAUAUCCUGCUGCAGCUUACCAAGCAGACCCGAAAAUCCUACCCGAACUGGAGUCAAGAUGGGAACAGCUGGCUAGCUUCAUCUUCGAGUACAACGACACUUUGCCGCUGGACCAGCGUGGUAUCGUCGCCCAAAAGAUCAAACAGCAGUACUUAAAGGGCAGACCAGUGGGGCAGGACACAUUCGCAGAACUUGUUCAAGCCCUUGGAGACCGCUUGUUUACGGCGAACGUCGGUAAACUAGCUCAAAUCCACGCCCAAAGGUCCCUUGAACCGACCUACGUGUACCGUUUCUCAUACCGCUGGCAAUACAGCUUAACUAAUAUCAUGGCCAAGAAUGAAAAUGACUAUGGUGUGAGCCAUGCAGAUGACGUUAUGCUGGUCUACAAAUACCUGCCGAACCCAACAAACCCUGAGGAUAUACGGAUGAGGGAAACGCUUCUAGAUAUGAUUUACAGCUACGCUAGUACUGGAGUCCCAAAAAUUCGGAACGGCCCCGAAUGGCUGACAGUCAAACCGGGACAACCUGAAUUAGACUACCUCGAGAUAGCUGGACCUAAGAACAUGAAGAUGAAGUCCAGCGCAGAUUUCGGACACAAGGCCUUCUGGGACAGCCUUGGCUUCAACGAGAAUGAAAACUAUCGUGUCAACAUAAGAGAUGAACUUUAAUAAUUUCCAAAAAUCAUGUUCUGUGCCUAAGUAGUGCUUUCUUAAGAUAACACUUCUCUUGAGAUUCUCCAUCCAGAGUUCCAGAAAUAGCAGCAAAAAAACAAGCUCAUUUAUAACCAUUUUUCAUUAUAUUAAAAAAAUAUAAAAAAUUGAAAAAAA